Molecule: messenger RNA, 2463 nt
Organism: Homarus americanus (American lobster)
Lineage: Eukaryota; Metazoa; Arthropoda; Malacostraca; Decapoda; Nephropidae
Product: extensin-like
Exons: 2
Coding region: 1-2463 (820 amino acids)
Source: RefSeq, a predicted model, not a curated record
AUGCGUCGGGGAGAGGGAGCCCGCGCCACGCCUUCAGCUGUCGGACUGGACGUGGCGUGCUGGUGCUUCCGGGGGUCCAGGGACCUGCGAGGGGACCCCAGGUGUCCGUCCAGACCGCAUGGGCCCCCAUCAUCUUCCAGCGAGCGUUCCGGGUCAGUUGGUGAACAGUCGGUGAUCAGUCAGCCCCGAGGACAAAGUCUACAGCGACAGGUCUAUGCGCCUGUCGUCCAGUUGCAUCUCCAGUCCCCAAAAUACUCCACUUGGCACGGCCAUGCAUCUCGUAUGCAAUUUAGACUGGUUUCUCCGCCAGAGAGUAGACCUGUAUCCCCCGAAGAGCAAACUCCGCCCUUUGGAGGUGCGCGGACCAAGGAGCCGCCCCCACUGGCUACCAGUACACCCCGCCACGACCGCUCCCCCAGACCAUCUCCCCAGAGCCGACAUUCUCCCCCGCCCCAUCAGGAAGGCGCGGGACGCAUCCAGCGGUCCCCAGGGCGUAUGCGAUCAACACCUCCAAGUAAAGCAGCCGCGCCACCGCGGAGCAGCAAGCCACCAAGUCCACUCAAGGGGCGUGGCGGUACGACGGUGACGGAUCGCGGGGCCCCUCGUAGGCGACUUCGUCGCUCUCAGGGAAGGAGGGCGCCCCGCUCUAAACAAUCGCCAGAUUCCAAAACCUCAAGCCAAAGUGUCCGCCAUAGUACAAAGACUUCCGUACCUUCUAUUAGUCUCUCACGUGAGGACACGGUCUCGGACAUUUCCAUAGUGUCUCCCAUGCCAGCCCUAGACGUGUCCUACACUGCCUACCUCACCCCAGACGUCCUCACCCCCAACGUCAUCCCGCCCCAACCUGAGGUACAUCGGGUGUGGACUGGGGACGGGUGGAACCUGGAUGACGAGGAGCUGUAUGUACAGCACAACCCUCUAUACUGGCUGAUGGCACCUCGCCCUCAAGAGCCCCCUGACCAUCCCCACCCGCCUCACGGCCCUGACCAACCACACCCACCACAGGGCCGUGAAAAGGUCGACACUCCACGCGGUCCCGACCAGGGCUACCCACCACCUGGCCCUGAUCAAACCUACCCUCCGUACGACCGUAUCCAGACCUACUCUCCAUAUGGCCGCCCUAAGCAGGCCUACCCUCCACAUGGCCCUGAGCAGGCCUACCAUCCACGUGGCUCUAAACAGGCCUACCUUCUACGUGGCCCAGAGCAGGUCUACCCACCACGUGGCCCUGAUCAGGCCUGUCUCCCACGACCUGCCCCUGAGCAGGCCUACCCCCUACGUGGCGUUGAGCAGGCCUACCCUCCACUUGGCCCUGAGCAAGCAUACCCUCCACAUGGCCCUGAGCAAGCAUACCCUCCACAUGGCCCUGAGCAGGCCUACCCCCUACGUGGCGUUGAGCAGGCCUACCCUCCACUUGGCCCUGAGCAAGCAUACCCUCCACAUGGCCCUGAGCAAGCAUACCCUCCACAUGGCCCUGAGCAGGCCUACCCUACACACGGCCCUGACCAGGCCUACCCUCCAAAUGGCCUUGAUCAGGCCUACCCUUCACCUAGCCUAGACCAUGGCUACCCAGUACCUGGCCCUGAUCAAUUCUACCCGGUAGACGUUCCUCAUCAAUACGGCUCCCCUCGAGGAACCUAUAAUCGUCAGUCAGCGAGGCGGGCGUCCUCCAGACCAGCGCCAGGAUCCCCCGCCCCUCACCACUACCACCCGGAGGAGAGGACGCGUGGCAGAACACCUCCUUCACGCUCCAGCCUCUCGCCCAUCAGGGAAGUCUCACACCCUACUUCUCUCCUCACGUUUGCUGAGGUUCAUGCUCAAGAGCGCCCACAGCCACACUCAGGUGCCCAGACACUCCGUCGAGACUACCCACUCCAUGCAGGCGUCAGGACACACGCAGAGGAGUGUCCCUAUUACUCCCACGUCGAGACCCAGACAGAAGAACAAAAAAGUCCUCCCCAGCCGCCCCAUGAAGUACAAACCCCAGAAGGAUCUCGACACCCGCGUCCUAGAGUACAAACCUCGGAGCGGGUACGACACCCACGAUCAAAAGCACAUGUCCAAGGACGUCCACUCUAUCCACGCUCUGAAGUACAAAUCUCUGAGCGGCCAAGACGCCCCUCAGAAGUCCAAGUCCUAGAACGACCUCGACACCCAAGGUAUGAAGUACAAAUCCAGGAACGCCCAAGGCACCCGCGUUCCAGAGCACAGGUCCAUGAGCUCCCACGCCACCCUCGUGCUGAGGGACAAAGCCAAGAGGGUUCACGCCCCCGACGGGGUCGUAGCUUCAAACCAACGCUACCUCGGCGCCACAGACUGAAUGGCCACAGGAAACACACUACCAUCCGGAUUUUCGACCUGUGUGACGACGCGCGGUUUGUUUACAUUGUACACGCGCUCAUUCAGCUUUUCAUCUGCAUUGAACAGGUAUUGUAUAUUGGGUUUGUGUCCUUGUCUCUGUGA